Messenger RNA from Arthroderma uncinatum, 561 nucleotides. RefSeq lists its product as uncharacterized. Gene Ontology annotation, molecular function: acyltransferase activity, transferring groups other than amino-acyl groups. The record is from RefSeq and is a predicted model, not a curated record. The coding region runs from base 1 to 561 and encodes 186 amino acids. The transcript has a single exon. NCBI's taxonomy places the organism in Eukaryota, Fungi, Ascomycota, Eurotiomycetes, Onygenales, Arthrodermataceae.
AUGUCGAACCUUCCUCCUGCACCAAGGCAAUGGCUCCGGUCUCCCAAGGCCGGAGAAGAUGCACAGUUCCUUGUCUCGAUGGAUAAAUCCCUUAUUUCACUUACCAAGAUCAACGAGGAAUUUGAGAAGGACUAUAUAUACUGGGCCAAAUCUCUGCCUGAGGCCGAGCUGAAAACGGCCGUUGACUCAUCCCUGUGUUUUGGUCUAUACAAGUGUAUCCAGGACCAGGUACCAACGGACGGUAGAAAUCAACCAACAACGUGGUCAUCCUCACAAGUGGAACAGAUUGGAUUCGCCCGCUUGAUUACAGAUAAUGUGACAUUUUUCUAUCUUGCGGAUGUAUUCGUUAUGCCAGAAUAUCAAGGUGCAGGUCUCGGGACGUUUAUGGUUCGAUGCAUCAAAGAAGUUGUGGAUGGGAUGCAGCACCUACGGCGACUACUCAUCAUGACCGGGGACAAAAAUACAAUUGGGUAUUAUGAGAAGCUGAUGGAUGUCAAAGUGUUGGGGGAGAUUGGAAAUGCAUACAUUUUGGGUCGUAAGGGGCCAGGGAGCUGUGUAUAA